AUGCAGGGCAUCAUCGCGGCGCUCUCCGGGCAGCACCCGCGCGUGCGCAUCCAGGUGAGCGGCGACGUCGUGGCCGCGGGCGCCGGCGACGACAAGCUGCUGGCGGAGAUGCUGGCCCUGGCGCGCGGGCACGCCGAGUCGCAGCAGGCGCUCGCGAGCCCGUCGCGGCCGCGCCCGACGCACGGCCACGGCACGCGCGCGGCGCGGGGCGGCGCGGUGAUCCCGCCGAGCACGCUGGACCAGGUGCAGCAGCGGCCCAGCACCAACCGGCGGCACAAGGGCAUCACGUACGUGGCGUCCGCGGGCAAGUGGCGCGCGCAGAUCAAGGCCGGGGACCGCGCGGUGUACCUCGGGUCGUACGAGCAGCAGAGCAAGGCCGCGGAGGCCUACGACGCCGCGUGCUACGUGCUCGGCCUGCCCGUGGAGAACUUCCCGGGCAAGCGGCCCGACGUGAGCUACAUCCGGAACGAGUCCGCGAUGGCGCGCCUGCUGGCCGCCAAGAGCAAGACCAGCUCGGGCGCGGCGCUGCCCCCGGGGCUGGGCGCGGCGCCCAAGGGCCGGAAGCGCGGGCGUCCCGUGACGGGCGGCGGCAGCUCCAACGCCCUGGCGCGCGCGGGCGCCUCGGCCACGUCCUCGGAGCCCGAGAACGCGUCGGACCCCGCGGCGGCCGAGGCGCAGAAGAAGUUCCGCACCGAGGACGCCCCCACGGCGUUCGAGUCGACGUUCGACGCCAUCCUCUCCGCGGCGCGCUCGCGCAUGCGCGGCGAGUCCGGGGACGGGCGCGGAACGGGCACGGACCCCGGCACGGACGGGGAGCGGCGGCAGGGCGACGGGCCAAACUCGGGGCACGGCGGCGACGGCGGCGACGACGGCGGCGACGACGGCGGCGACAAUGGCGGCGACAAUGGCAGCGACCCCCCGAGCGGCCGGGACAGCAGGCGGAGCCAGGGCAGCGCGGAUGGGCGCGGCCAGAAGCCCGCCUCGGACCAGAAGCCCAACGGGGAGCAGCCGCGGCAGGAGGGGGAGUCGAAGCCGCACCCCCGCGACGCGGCCGAGGCGGCCCAGGGGCGGGCGGACAGCGGCUCGUACAACGCCCUGAAUUCGUCGUGGUCGUCCGGCCCCGCCACGAAGCGCCCGGGUGCGGGUAACGCCCUGCUGGGCCUCCCCACGGAACACAUGGGCGCGGGCACGACCAAGAUCGACCCGCAAGACUAG
Pedinophyceae sp. YPF-701 is the source of this 1215-nucleotide messenger RNA. Lineage: Eukaryota; Viridiplantae; Chlorophyta; Pedinophyceae. The record is from the annotation of a GenBank genome assembly.